Seriola dumerili (greater amberjack) is the source of this 3326-nucleotide messenger RNA. RefSeq names its product cAMP responsive element binding protein 3 like 2 (gene creb3l2). Lineage: Eukaryota; Metazoa; Chordata; Actinopteri; Carangiformes; Carangidae. Gene Ontology annotation, molecular function: cAMP response element binding; DNA-binding transcription factor activity, RNA polymerase II-specific. The record is from RefSeq and is a predicted model, not a curated record. Gene Ontology annotation, biological process: regulation of transcription by RNA polymerase II. The transcript has 12 exons. Bases 361 to 2013 code for a protein of 550 amino acids.
AAAGCUGUGUGUGGAACCUGAACCAGAGAGGAGAUGAUAAACAACAACAACAACACUGUCUCUCAGCCUGACUCUGACCGCUGCGGCUCCCUGACUCUCUCAGUCUGAACCGACGCGUUUCUGCUUCCUGUUUUUUUCUUCUUUUCCUGAACUCAGACAAGUUGUUGGGAACUUUUUUUUUUUUUUUUUUCACCGGAGUUGUCGCUGGAGUUUUGUUUCCAGUCUGACCUGCAUUGCAACCAAACCCUCGCUGCUGCUCCUUCUUCUUCUUCUUCUUCUUCUGCUGCUGCUGCUGCUGCUGCUGCUGCGUGUGGAGAAAAACCACAUCCACAAGGCCGGAGAGAGUCUGUGGAGGGAACCAUGGAGAUCCUGGACAGUAGUGAAUCGUUCCUACACUGGGACAGGAACCUCAGCGAGCUGUCUGAGGCCGGGGAGAUCGACUCUGUGCUCUACACCAAUCACUUCUCCGAGCUCCUCGACGACCUGUCCCAGGAUGCUUUGCUGGGCCAGCUGCUCAGCGACCCCUUCCUCUCCGGGGUGAGGGGCGGAGUGGAGGCCAUGGAGGGCGAGGACGGAGCGGACCUGUCCCCAUCCUCCCCUCUGCCCCCUCACAUCACCGCCGAGCACAGCUACUCGCUCUGCGGGGACAGCCGGCCACAGUCGCCCCUGUCGCACCUGACCGGAGAGCAAGGCAGUGACGCAGCAGAGUCUGAUGGGGAUUCAGCCGAGUGGCCCAUGGAGCAGGAGGAAGUUAUUGAAGGCCUCCUGUGCGAGACCCCCUCCCUCCUCCCCACCCUCUCCCUGUCUCUGGCCUCUAGCGACGGGGCCCAAGCCCCUGAGCGCCCCGCCGUGGCCCCCGCCGCCACCCCAGCUCAGACCGCAGUCACCAGCCAACACCAGGGCAAAGGCAUCAAGAUAAAAGAGGAGAAUAUCAUCCCUCAGAUUAAACUGGAGCCUCAUGAAGUGGAUCAGUUUCUCAAUCUUUCACCCAAAGGUCUGGAGUCUCUGCAGAUGCCUCCCACUCCUCCCAGUUCCCACGGCAGUGACUCGGAGGGCAGCCAGAGCCCCGUCCACGCCACGCCCGGCCUCUCCUGCCCCACCUCCCCCACCAGCCCCUCCCCAUCCCAGGCCAGCCUGAAGGUGUCGCCCCGCGCCGCCUCCUCCCUGUCCAACUCCCCCCUGCUCACCGCUCCUCACAAGCUGCAGGGCUCAGGACCGCUGAUCCUGACCGAGGAGGAGCGUCGCACCCUGGUGGCCGAAGGUUACCCCGUUCCCACCAAGCUGCCGCUCACCAAGGCCGAGGAGAAGGCGCUGAAGAAGAUCCGCAGGAAAAUCAAGAACAAGAUUUCAGCUCAAGAGAGUCGCAGGAAGAAGAAGGAGUACAUGGACGCUCUGGAGAAGAAGGUGGAGACCUGCUCCAACGAAAACAACGAACUACGCAGGAAAGUGGAAACUCUGGAGUGCACAAACAAGUCUCUGCUGCAGCAGCUGCAGUCUCUGCAGGCGGUGGUGGCAGGCAAAGUCCCCAAGUCCUGCAGGGUGGCUGGCACCCAGACAUCAUCAUGCCUAAUGGUGGUCGUGUUAUGUUUUGCUCUGUUUCUGGGGAGUUUCUACCCCAGCAGUCUGACUCCCUGCUCCACCAUCACUGAAACAGGCCUCACUUCCAAACAGCUGGCUGUCAAAGAGUCCUACACAACCACAGUGAAGUCGAGGAGUCUGUUAUCGACCUUCGAAGACGAGCAACCACACCUGCUCGGGCUGGGCGGCGAAUAUCCCGAGCAAUGGGAGGACACGCCAGCCGUCGUCAUGGCAGCAUGGCGUCACUCAGAGCAGCAGAAGCUGGGGGCGGAGCCCAGCAGGGUGGAAACACACCCACCUUUCAGGAAUAAAAACAACGACACGCAGUCGCCAAAAAACCUGCUGCUGGACCUGCACAGGUCUCUGGAGCAGAGGGCGAACGAGAGCAGUAGUAAAGUGAUAGAGCUGGAGCGAACGGUCAACGAGACCUCCUGAGGUUGAUGUCAACAUCUCCCCCACCUGACCUCCUUUACACCCCGUGAUGACCUUUGACCUUCCCCCCUCUAGAGCAUGGUUCAGUGUCCUGGAGCAAACCUCAUACAGUAGUUUCCACUGCUGAUUGUUUAAGGUCAUUUUUUUCUGCCAUCUCUGCUCAAUCAGAUACACUGUAAUAGUAAUCAUUAAUAUUAUUAAUAAUAAUGACAAUAAUAAUAAUAAUAAUAAUGAUAAUAAUAAUAAUAAUAAAGGGGCACCGGUUGCCUUAAUUUCUGAAGUAAAAGUUGCACUGAAUAGUUUUUACAUGAGUCAACAUACCAGUUUUUAGUUGUCUUAAUUGACCCGGCUUGAAACACUGUUAAAAAAUCACAUUCAGAUAAAUUCAAACAGAUCUAGUGAAAAUUUAAUUCCAGUGGACAGUGUCUUAAAAUAUGACGUGAGGCUUUUUACAGGACACUGACGAGGACCUCUGUAUUUAUAGAAACCUUUUUUUUUGUUGUCGUUUUUCAAAGAUUUAUUUCUCUUUGUAGUUGUAUUUCUUUUUAUUAUUAAAUGUUUAUAUUCAAUUCCAUUAAUGCAUACAUCACAUUUUGAUACUUUUUUUCGUGUUCAUACUGUAUUUUGUGAUUUUAUUUUAUUGUACUCUUUCAUGUAUUGUUCAUAUGUCUUUGUCUGACUCGAGGGCUUAGCUCGGGGUUCAUGCGCUUAUGUGGAAAAAAUCAGAGAAGUUUCUAAAUGAAUAUUUUGAGAUGUUUAAUGCAGUUGAAAGACCAAAUGUUAUUUCAUUUAUAUAAAGACACCUGUAGACAUUUUAUUUGGGAUGUUUACGUGGGGGCUUAUCAAUCGGCAGCUUCAGUAAGUCUUUAUUCUUUUCCUUUGACACGUGUGGACCAUGCUAACGACUUCUGAGGAGUCAAAUCAAAAUUUGAGACUUUUUUUUUUUCUUCUGCAAAAUAAUUUGAAUUUUGGUCAUUAAACGCAUCUUAAGGAACCACAUUUUUCAGGUUGCUCUUACAGAUGUUGGAUGAGAGCAGCCAAGUAGCAAAACAGCACGUCAAAAUAACUAUCAUGCAUCCCACGAUGUUUCCUUUGCUUUAAGAAAUUGUUCAACUCUUUUUGGAAAAAUUUGCUUAUUUGCUCUCAUGUCUGAAUGAUGAAUAUGAAGCUACAGCUAGCAGCUACAGCUAGCAGCUAGCUCUGUCCAAAGCUGAGAAAAAUCCAGCUGCUUCCAGUCUUUUAGAUUCACUGCACAGACCUUACACUUGCUGUAAGAAAGCAAGUAAGAGUUUCCCAAUAUGUCGGAACUAUUCCUU